GGAAGAGGCCGGGCUCUAGCGCCGCAGCUCGGGGAGGGUGUGGGGGCUUGGCCUGUGUGACAAGCAGUGCGGGCCCGCCGCUGUCACUCACUCGUCCUUCCUUCCUCUCCCGCACUAAUCCUUGUGUCUCUCUCUCCUGCCCCGUGUCCCCCCCCGGCCCCCUCCCCCCGAGUGCCUGCGCCCCGGGUCCCGCUCCGUGCCGUGAUAGGAUGCUCUUGUUCGUGGAGGUGGCGUCCAAAGGAGCUGGUUUAAAUCCUAAUGCAAAAGUAUGGCAGGAAAUCCCUCAAGGAAACACUGAAGUUUCUGAGACAGUCAAUGGCACAGAUGAGUCUUGGGAUGAAGCAGUGGCCACAGCAGAACUACACACAGAAGGCAAUCUAGAAAGUCUAAGUGAAACUUGUCAACCCCUAGAAGUAAUGUAUUCCCCCUCUUGUGAAGCGAAUAGGAAUGGCCUUCAGUUAGAGGAAGCAGCAGCAGCAAAUGGAAUGGACCUAUUAGUUCAAGACGAACUUGGAUACCAAAUGUUCGAGGUUUCAGGUGAAAGCACUUCAACUGUUCCACAGGCUGUUUCUGCCGAAGAUCUGAAAGAAUGUCUUAAGAAACAAUUAGAAUUUUGCUUUUCAAGAGAGAACCUAUCUAAAGACUUAUAUUUGAUGUCACAAAUGGAUAGUGAUCAGUUUGUACCUAUAUGGACAAUAGCAAACAUGGAAGGAAUAAAGAAGCUGACCACUGAUAUGGACCUGAUUGUGGAAGUUCUGCGCUCUACUCCUGUGGUACAGGUUGAUGAAAAAGGAGAAAAAGUGCGACCAAACCAUAAGCGAUGUAUAAUAAUUCUACGUGAAAUCCCAGAAACGACUCCUGUGGAGGAGGUUAAAGCACUAUUCGAUAAUGAAAAUUGUCCAAAAGUGAUAAGUUGUGAGUUUGCUCACAACAAUAACUGGUAUGUUACAUUCCAGUCUGACACUGAUGCACAACAGGCUUUUAAAUAUUUAAGGGAAGAAGUUAAAACAUUUCAGGACAAGCCAAUAAUGGCAAGGAUAAAAGCCAUCAACACGUUCUUUGCGAAGAAUGGAUAUCGAACGGUGGACUCGAAUGUGUACAGUCAGCCCGUUCAGACACAAGCACAGUUUCAUUCUCCACUCUUUAUGCAGCCUGUAUAUAGUCCUCAUCAACAGUAUUCACUCUAUAACCUUGUGCCUCAGACAUGGUCUCCAAACCCAGCACCUUACUUUGAAACACCACUGGCUCCGUUUCCAAAUGGCGGUUAUGUUAAUGGUUUUAAUUCUUCAGGCUCUUACAAAACAAAUGCUGCUUUAAGUAUAGGUCGACCUUUUCAUAGAAACCGUGGGAAGCCUCAAUUCCGAUCAUCUCCAAACUCUUCAGAAAGAACUGCUGAGGGUGGCACUACAACCAUCGUACCAUUAGUUGAUGUCCAUAUAAACAGACCCAGCUCUCGUCCCUUCCCAUCAGAUCGGCACAUCACAUCUUUAACUGGACAUCAGGAUGUUUUUUCUAAGGACUCUUUACAUCUAGAACAGAAUGGUACCGAUGGAGGUGCUCGGGGGAGGAGAAAUAUCUUCAGAGGUAGACGAAGAAGAGAUGAUGAUCGCACUUCACGUCCGCUGACUACAAUGGAAGAAAUUGCACCGACACCAAAGUUUGACUUGCUGGCAUCUAAUUUCCCUCCAUUGCCAGGAAGUGUAGUGAGCACGCCGGGGGAGCCUGUACUUGAAAGCAGGAUGGCUGAUGUUGUCAAAGGAAUCUGCAAAGAAAAAGAAAAUAAGGAAUUGCCUCCAAGCUUGAUAAGUCCUGCUCAGGAAGAACCUGCAAAAAAUCCAGUGCAGCACACGAUCACAAGUUCAACACUGCAUGCUACACGAGCUGUUACACCACCACCUCAACCUCAACCUAGCAACUCCGUUACUGAGAAGAAACCUCCAGAAAUUUUUUGUCACAAAGAUGUUGGAAGCCAGACUUCAGCAGUGCUACCCGUGUGCACUUCUGCUGUGAAACCAACUAAGCCUGCUGCCACUGCACCCAUGGGGAACGCAUCUCCUGCUCAGAGUACACAGGAACCACGAAAACUAAGUUACGCUGAGGUAUGUCAGAGGCCUCCCAAGGAACUUGCACCAGCUCCAGUGCAGCCACUUCGAGAGCUUCGUACAAAUAUAGCAUCACCUGCCAAAAAUGAAGAAACCUCUACUCCUCCGGAAAAAGGUUCUGAAAAGACCCAUGAGAAGGUUGAAGGAAAAGUAAAAGAAUCUCCUGGCCACCGAAGCAAUGGGACACCCCGAGGUGGUGCUGGGAAAAUCAGGGAACAGAGGCGCCAGUUUGUACGCAGGUCUUCACCUCAGGGAGCAGCAAGACGUAAUGGCAAGGAGCAAUAUGUGCCACCAAGAUCACCAAAGUAAAAACUUUGUUUAACCAUGAAAUCAGACUGACAUCAAAGAAAGAAAAAAGACUUACAUGGAAAUGGUCAUCAUUUAUGUUGAUCACUUUGUACAAAGUGGCCGUAAUGGAACCAAGCUUUCAUCUCAGAUUAGUAUUUUGAGGUGGUAGCGUGGUUCAGAUACGACUUAAAAAAGAAAAUGACCUAUAAAAAUAGGAUUUUUUUGUAUAUUUUUUUUUUUUUUUUUUGGGAGGGGGGGGGAGGGGAUCAGAUCUGUGGGAUUUUUUUUUUUUUGUUGUUGCAGAAGUUACCUGCUCUAUCAUUUUUCAGGGUUGUGUCAUAAACCUAGAAGACUCUCGGUCGAAGAGGGGAAAAGAAAAUAUUUUUGAGAAAUAGAUCUGUUAAAAAAAAAGUAAACAAAAAAAAUAGAAAUUUAAAAUUAAUUUUUUUAAUCUAUUUAAGGCUUUGCUGGUAGUAUGUGUAUGCCAUUUUGGCCUUGAAGUGGAAAAAAAAAGGUGCAGUGUGUGGUCAGUGUGUUAUGUAACUGUGGCCAGAUGCUGUUUUGUCACAGAUUAUAAAACUGAAUGUACAGCUAUACUGUCUAUUAGCUCGAAAUUUAGUUUGUCUUUUGACCUUACUAAAGUUUCUUUUGAAGCUGUUUACCUGUCAAGCCAGAAUUUUUUGGAAGAUAACAGAAGCUUAGCUAUAGCAAUGGCAUGUGUGUCUGUAAUCAGAGUUCUCUCAUACGUGCUAUAUAUUUUUUUUCUCCGUCUCGAGCAUGGUUUUCACAUUAGCAGUGUUAAUCCGUGAAUCCAUGCGGUGUAUAUGUAUGUCGUCUUUAAAGGGCUAUGCAUAACUGAUAUGAUCUCACCUACUUCUCACUGGGCUUAUUGUUCUUUAUCUGUGACAAGCCUGUGGGGUCUUUUUUCAUAGAUUUCUAGUAAACUGAUGCAAUCUCUCCCACCAUUUGUAAAAAAAAAAAAAAUCCAUACAUUGAGAUUUUUUUUUCUUGUAGCCUUCGUAAAAUUGGUGACUACAGUCAUGAUAGAAGGCAUCAGAACUGAACUAGUUUUCUAUUGAAAUUUUUGGUUUCGCUUCAUUAUUCAAACUUGUACAAAUCUGUCUAAAGCUUGUCUGCUGUUUCAUAGUCUUCAUUACGUUAUAUUCCUCUGUAUAAAAUUAGUCAGGUUUGUGUGAAUUAUUAUUUUUCUUUUUCAAAUCAAUAACUUUUUCAAAACUUUAAAUCCCAUCUCGAUUGCACCAUUCACUGCUAUUUUUGUAUGUCCGGGCCUCUUUCUGUGCGAGGUCUGCACGUCGACUGAAAUUGACUUGGGAGCACUCGUAUCGUGCUAGUUACACAGAAGCGACGGGACCCGUUUUCUCAUUAAUCACUGGAAUGGGUCCCAUCUUAGCCUUUUUAUCUCGUUCUAGUCUAAAUCUGGAAAUGUGAAUGCAGUGCAUUUAAUCCUAUUCUUGUGGAAAUAGGAUACGAGUAUUUCUUAAUUGUACUAUAUAUAAUUUUUUUCUUUUUUUUUUUUUUUUCUAGAUGUAAAAUAAAUUAUCAUUGAUUGUGACUUGCAGAAAUCUUAUUAUGUAAGUUGAUUUAAUAUGUGAAAUUGAAAGGAUGGCUCUGUGUUGUGUAUAGCAUAUUAUAAUUUUUUCCUUCAGACUUCCAGCUCAUGUACAGAAAUGCCGAUAAAUGUGUGGAAAUGUUGGCUUUCAGUAUAAGUGCUACAUAAGGCUCUGAUCUCCAUAACAAAGUAUUUAUUUUAAUUUUUUUGCGCAAGAUAUUUUGCUGGCUUUUUUUUUGUGUGAACUGGGGCUAUCAAAGUAUAACUAGGGCUGUAAAAGUAUCUAGGUUAUGAACUAGAAAUGCAGUAUGUUGCAUGACAAACGUGCAGCCUUUGCGGCUGAUUACUAACGCAAGCAUAUCCUCACAUUCAUACUCUGAAAAUCUGAUUAUGACUUAAGCCAUUAACAAUCUUCAAUACUGUAUUUUUUGAUUGUCCCUUUUUAAUCAGUAUCUGAUAUACUUGCCUGUAGCUACCUUUGGCUUAUUUCUUAGCAUACAAUGUUAUUACCUAGUCCCAUUGGUGAGCAUGUUCCAAAAAAGUACAGGGCGUUUUUGUUUGGUAUUUGGAAUAAUUUUUUGAUAUAUAUUUUUUUUUUUUGCUGUUUUUAACAUAAAAAGAAAAAUUGCCUUUAUUCAAAGUAAUGAUCCUACCACUAUUAAUACACUAUUAGACUGCAAACUGCUUAACAUUGUAUAAUUAAUAUCUAAAAUGGUGUGCUAUAUAACAUUCCUUCUCUAACUAGAUAUGCUGGCAGAGUAGUUUGUGAUUUACGAUCUGCUUAAAGUGAAAUGACAUGAAAACUGUAUCACUUCAGAUACCCAGAAACACCUUUUUGGCGAGUGUGAUAAAUCCGUGUGUUUUUUUGUUUUUUUGUUUUUUUUUUUUUUGUUUUUUUUUAGCUGUCUGUGGAAACUGCACUAGUGUAGAGUAGUUGCUUUUUGGUUUUAUUCCUUUUUUUAUUAUACAUUUUUAUUUUUGUUUUUCUCCAGUUUCUUUUGAGUUUUAUUCUAGAAUAUUUA
Messenger RNA from Bufo bufo (common toad), 4982 nucleotides. RefSeq names its product La ribonucleoprotein 4 (gene LARP4). Gene Ontology annotation, cellular component: cytoplasmic stress granule; cytosol. Gene Ontology annotation, biological process: positive regulation of translation. The transcript has 16 exons. The record is from RefSeq and is a predicted model, not a curated record. The coding region runs from base 210 to 2411 and encodes 733 amino acids. Gene Ontology annotation, molecular function: mRNA 3'-UTR binding. NCBI's taxonomy places the organism in Eukaryota, Metazoa, Chordata, Amphibia, Anura, Bufonidae.